AUGAGUAAAUCUGUGGGCCCCCUCAAGGGGCAGGAGCAGCUGCUGCUGGAGCCUAUGGCUGCUGCUGCUGGUGCUGCUUCAGCAGCAGAUGAGUCCUCCCGCUACCCGUCACCACCCCCACGCAACAGCAGCAGCAGCAGCAGUAGCAGCAGCAGCAGCAGCAGCAGCAGCAGUAGGGAUGCUGCAGGGUUGCUUCCUGGUGUACGUGAUGGUUUGUUAGGAGAGGUGUCUAUGGGGGAGCCUGAUAGAGCAGCAGCAGCAGGAGCAGAAGUGCUGCUGCGAGGCUAUCUCUUCGGGCAGCUAGCGAAUGUAACAAAGGCAGCACUUUGGUGGGCUUCGUUCGGGGUUUUAUCUGUCUCCUUAUGGGGGGGCCCUAUGGGUGUAGGGGCUCUACGUCUAGCAUUUAAUGCAGCACUUGUUUGUGUGUCUCCUGCAGCAGCAGCAGCAGCAGAACGUUUCUCUGUGAAGCAGUUGCUGCUUGUGACAACUGGGGGGCGGUGUCUAGUAUGGAGUUUGCUGCUUCCUGCUGCUUGGCUUGGGGUGUACAUACACCUCGAUCGUCCGCUGCUAUUCUGGGGGCUUGCUGCAGCUCUUGUCUUCAUUGACGGUGUAUUUGUUUCUUUAGCUAAUGUUGUAGAUGCAGACUGCGGAGGCUUAGAUGCUGUUGGGGCCCACGUAGGGGUGUCUCUAGGAGACAGACUCAGAGAUAAACUCAUGCAGAUACACCGCCUAACUUUUGAAGUGUCGUUCGUCUGCUUCACUGCCCCUGUUGCGCUGCUGCUGCUGCUGCUGUGGACCCACUGCACCAUCACCACCACCACCAUCAGCUUCAGCUUCAGCAGCAGCAGCAGCAGCAGCAGUUUGCCUCCUUUCUUGCUGCAGCUAGCCCACCUCAUACAGCAGUAUACUCCGCAUGCAGACUCUUCUCGUUUGGGGCUUGUCUUCUCUCAAGCGUUUGUUUUCGGUGUCUUGUCUGCUGUCUCUCUCGCCUUCUAUGCAUGCGGAAUUCGCUCCAGUGUACCUGCUGCUCCCGAAGCAGCAGCAACAGCAGCAGGAGCAGCAGCAGCAGGAGGAGGGGCAGGGACCCAGCAGCAGCAGCAUCAGCACCAGCAGCAGCAGCAGCAACAGCUGGGGAGGGCCUGCUUCGGGGGGGCAGGAGAAGGGGGCCCCCUGGGGGGAUGGGGGGCCCCUGAAGGCUUAGGAGACAGUUUGUGCAGUGAAGACUCUCUAACAGAUUAUACAGGAGACAGCGGAGGGGGUGUGGGGCUAAGAGAAGAAGUGCUGCUGCGUCUGAGAGACAUAUACAGAGGUUUGCUGCUGGCUUUGAAAGAGAGACAGGUGGGGGCCCAGGUGCUGCUGCUAGCUGUUGAUACAGCGCUGGAGGAUUCAGUUGUCUCUGUGCUGCUGCCGCUGCUCUGUCUGUACACCCCAAGUUUGUUUGCUGCUGCGCCUACCGAGGCCCUUUCUGCUAAUGCUUGGGCAGCGUCUCUUAUUGCUGUGGGGAAGGCUGGGGGGUUUGCAGGGAGUGCAUUAAUGAGGUGUAUGUGGAGACACCCUGCAGCAGCAAAGAGAGACAGCAGCUACAGAGUAUUGUUCUUCUGUCUCCUCUUCGGGUCUCUAGCGCUGUGGCUGGUGCCGCUGGCGCUGUUGCUGCAGCAGCGAGGAGACACUUCAGACUCUGUCUGUUUGCUGCUGGUGUUUGUUGCUGCUUUCUUAUUUUAUGCAUGCAGUGCAGCCCCAAAGACAGGUGCUGCAUUGCUGCUGCAGGGCCUACUAAGCUCUCAUCAGCAAGCCUAUAGUCUCUUUGGCUUUGUUGGUGUAUUUGUAACAGUUGUAGAUGCAGCACUUAUUCUUCUUGUUAAUGUUGUUUUUGUUUUCUUGCUUCCUCAAGGCCCUGCUGUUGCUGUUGCUGCUGUCUGUCUCCUCUUCACAAUCCACGGCCUCUUAGAGGCUACACUGGGGCCCCUCCUCGUUCUAGACCCUCCAGACACCCCAAAUGAGGGUAUGGAGGAGGGGGGCCCCCUACAAGGGGGCCCCCUACAGGGGGUAGGGGGCCCGGGCCCCCAUCAAGACCAAGGGGGCCCCCUUGAUCCGGGGGCCCCCUUCCACGGGGGCCCCCUUGAUGGGGGCCCCCCUUCAAGCCACGCUAUAGGGGGACAGUUUCAUCAUAAUAAUAACAACAACCCCACCUUCGGAAGAAACAAAAGAGAAAAACCUACACCAAGGCCUGUAAGCUCUCUGCUUCUUAGAGAAGGCUCUCUACCCUCUACAGCAUGCCCCACUAACGGAUGCAGCAGCAACUGA
Eimeria acervulina is the source of this 2304-nucleotide messenger RNA. RefSeq lists its product as hypothetical. The transcript has a single exon. NCBI's taxonomy places the organism in Eukaryota, Apicomplexa, Conoidasida, Eucoccidiorida, Eimeriidae. Bases 1 to 2304 code for a protein of 767 amino acids. The record is from RefSeq and is a predicted model, not a curated record.